CGUUGCACGGUCAACUUCUCUGGCGUGAAUUCUUUUAUUGUGCCGCCACGAAGAAUCCUAAUUUUGAUCGGAUGCAAGGCAAUCCGAUUUGCGUCCAAAUACCAUGGGAUAGGAAUGUCGAAGCGUUGGCAAAAUGGGCGAACGUUUUCCAUGGAUCGAUGCGAUUAUGACUCAGCUCAGAGAAGAAGGUUGGAUACAUCACUUGGCGAGACACGCAGUUGCUUGCUUUUUGACCAGAGGUGACCUUUGGAUAUCCUGGGAGGAGGGAAUGAAGGUCUUCGAUGAACUUCUAUUAGAUGCCGACUGGUCAGUGAAUGCCGGUAUGUGGAUGUGGUUGUCGUGCAGCUCUUUUUUCCAGCAGUUCUUUCAUUGCUACUGCCCUAUACGAUUCGGUAGAAAAGCCGAUCCAAACGGCGAUUACAUUCGACGUUACCUUCCAGUAUUGAAAAAUUUUCCCACAAGAUAUAUUCAUGAACCGUGGAACGCUCCAGUUAGUAUACAAAGAGCAGCAAAGUGCAUAAUCGGCAAGGAAUAUUCGUUACCAAUGGUGAAUCAUAGCAAGAGUUCGCGGAUCAACUUCGAGCGAAUGAAGCAGGUUUAUCAACAGCUUAAUAAGUAUCGUGGAAACGGAUCGUCCUUCAAAGGCGAAUCAGUUGGUCUUUUAAAUGCACUUUUGCCGUCCAAUCCAAAAGUCAAGGAAGACGAAGAAAAAAACAAUCGACCAUUGUUAAAAGAUGAAGACAGAAAAAUGGACGCUAAUGAUGCUAAUACCGCACAACAGUAACGAGCACAAUACCGAUCGAAAUGACGUUUCUGAAGAAGAAAUCGUUUAUUCUUUCUUUCUUUCUUUUUUUUCUUUUUUUACCUUAACUAUCAUCGACCAAUGUGAAAAAUGCAUCAUUUUUCAUAUUUUGCGAAGUUAACAUCUUUAAUUUCCUUUCUUUCUUUCUCUCUCUCUCUCUCUCUUUCUCUCUCUCUUUUUCUUUCUAUUUUUUUUUUCUUUUACUUCAUGGACAUAUCCUCGUCAUUAAGAUCGUUCUUUAAAAAGACAGUUUUCAUCAAUCACGUCGCUAAUUUAAUUACUAUUAUGAGGUUAGUCGUUUAAGAAACGUUCGUAUUGAUUUUACACACCCUGAGAGAGAAGUCACGCGAUAAGGUACAAAAUAGAAUAAAACUAUUAUAUUAAAAGAGAUUAAGUAUUAAUAAGAUGAUAUUCGCUUAAUCAAAGACAAGAUAUAUAUUUGUUAUCUCGAUAUACAUACACAUGUGUAUGAUAUAUAUACGAGAUUAUCGUUAAAAAAAAAUAUAUAUAUAUAUGUGUAUAUACAUAUACAUAUACAUAUACAUAUAUAUUAUAUAUAUAUAUAUUAUAUGUAUAUUACGAUGAUCUUUAUGUUAUUGAUACGCCAUUAAAAAUGUUCAUAUCGAUUACAUAUUAAGCUUCUCAUGAUUCUCAUCAAUGGUUUUUAAGAGAUUCUUUUUUUUUAUGCGUAAUGUGUAUUUCACAUUUGUAUCAUUAUAUGUAUUCUAUUUUAUACGUACACACACACACAUACACAUGUGGGUGUGUAUAUAUGUAUAUAAUGAUUAUUCAUUGUACAGAGUCAAUUUUAUGCUAUAAAAAGAAUUUUCAUGUAACUAGUCUAUUAUGUUAACAUUACAAAUGAACCAUUCACUUACCUUUUCCUUGUUUUUGUUUACUAUGUUUUCAGCUUCCAGACAAAUAUGGCGAUGUUUUAAUCGAAUCGAAAAGUAAUACGAUUAAGAGUAGUCGUUGAUUAUAGAUCAUAAAUUAUAGAUCAUAAUCGAACUGUCGGUAAAUUGGUUUUAGUUAGUGUUUAAAACUCGAUCGAUAUUUCAAAUUCUCUUCAUGUGUACAUUCUGCUUUAUUAAUUAUUUUUUACUUUUUGUCUAUUAUUCCUUCAUCUUUUUUAUUUAUUUUUUUUUGUGUAUUUUUUAUCUACAAAAAAGUUAUUAAAACAGAAUGUACAAACUUGAUACUACCAUGAUAUAUAUAUAUAUAUAUCUUUUUAAAUUCCAAGUGAAAUAAAAAAGAGGAAGAAAUUUUUGUUUUUUUAACUUGACAAAACAACUCGCGAUUUUGAAUUUGAUCAUCGAUCCAAGAUCUCCGGUAUGAGUGAUCGUUCAACGUGAAUAAACUUUCUCUUUCUCUUUCUUUUUUUUUCUUUUGCUACAAAAAGUCGAUCAUAGAUUUACUCUAUAUUAUAUACCGCGAUUUUGGAACAUACGAAAUGAUUCGUUGUUCCGCAUCAUGUUCAUUUAAAUCGUCUUGAUAGCUAUUAAUUGACGUUCUCUCUCUCAUUCUCACUCUCUCACUCGCUCAUUCAAUUUCUCAAUCUCUCUCUCUCUCUCUCUCUCUCUCUCUUUUUCUCUUGACUUGUCGCUAUUUCGAAAGAGAGAAAGGUGGACGGUUAUGGUGUUGUGCGAAAACUGUGCAUUCCUCUUUUUAUGUGAUCGAUGGUGUCAAUAAAACGUAAUUCUCUCCUUCCUAACAUCAUCGUUAAACUUGCAAUUUAAAAGAUUUGUUUUCGCACGACACCAUUCAUGUCUUCCAAUGAUAAUACGAGCUUUGCGUUACAGUUUACACUUCUGUGAUCAAAAGUUAUGAACAUUCUUAAGUGAGUUUAAUUUUUUCUUUUUUCUUUGUUUCUUUUUUUUCUCUUUGUUCUUUUUCUUUUUUAAAUAAACUCAAAUUUAUCUGUGUGAUAUAAAUUAUAUAGAUUAGCUUACGUGUAUAUGUGUAUGUGUAUAAGUUUAUGAAAGAUAUUAUUAACAAUAUUGUCAGAGAAAUGAUCAAAAGGUACAUCGUAUUGGUAAUCGAAAUUAGGUUGAUUAUAUAAUAUUUCAAUUCAUUAGGGAGUAAUCAAUUUUUGAUCGUGAACGUGUAUUAGGACGCUUUACACGAUCCUACUACAUAUCUCUCUCUCUCUCUCUCUCUCUCUCUCUCUCUCUCUCUCUCUCUCUCUCUCUCUCUCUCUCAUCCUUUCGUGAUGCGCUCCAACUAAACUUACACGACGAUGGUUUUUUUCUUUAUUCUUUUUUUUUUUCAUGUCAACAAAUAAUAUAUUUUUAGUGCCUAUAGUACUUAUAGUUUUACAGUACAUUUUUCAUUAGUUUUUUAAACAAUUACAAAUGAACAUUCUCAGCACUCAGAAACAGGACUAAUGUUUUUUUUUAUCUUGCUCGGUCAUUCUUCGUUUCUCUCUCUCUCUCUCUCUCUCUCUUCUCUCUCUCUCUCUCUCUCUCUCUCUCUCUCUCUCUUGCACACACGCACACACAAUACACAUACAUUCUCUAGCUUUCUCUCUUUUUCUUUAAUCAUGCUCAGUUACGCACAUUUUCUGUCGUUCUCUCGAAUUUUUAUUCAUACAAAUAUACAGACAGACUACGUACACAUACACGUACACGCAUACACAUACACAAACGCUUAUUCUCUCUCUCUCUCUCUCUCUCUCACUUUCUUUCUUUUUCUCGAUCAUCACGUGCGUUUUUACGUGCCAUACGUGUGUUUCUCUCGCGAUAUACAGAAUUCACGAACUCUUCCGCUCUCGUCGUAAUAUGAAUAUGUAUGUAUAUAAUCUAUAGUAUCGAUAAUAAUAAUCGAGCGGAGGGGUGGGACAGAGGGAAGAGAAGCGACGAUCAAAAUAAUACUUUUUUUUUUUUCUUUCUUAAUCGUUAAAGAGAGACAAUGAUAAUCGCGAUAAUUUCCGCAUGUUCGAUUAAAAAUGGGAAUCGCAUAUGAUCGUAUGUAUGUAUGUAUAUAUGUAUGUACAUGUGUGUGUAUACAUAUAUAUAAAUAUAUAUACACGCACAAACAUUCACACACUACAUAUAUAUAUAUAUGUAUAUAUAUGUAGUAAGAAAAACCGAUGCGAUUUGAACGUAUGUAGUUUUUGAAAAAGGCGAAUGCGCUUUGAAAGUUAAGUGUUAAGGAUGGAAAUAGGAAUUUUUUUUAUUUCAUUUGGGGAUAUGUUAAUGACGAUUUUUGUGAGAAAAUAUUAAAUAACUUUUGGAGUAAGAGGAGAAUGAGAAGGAGAACGAGAAAGCGACGAACGAAUCAAAUUCUCUUUCAAGCUUUUUCAUAAUACGCACUCUAACUAUCGUCAUACGCAUGCCCGUGUUUCUCUCUCUUUCUCUUUCUCUAUCUAGCAAACUCUUUAUCUCUCUUUAUCUCUCUUUCUCUCUCUCUCUCUCUCUCUCUCUCUCUCUCUUUUAAUUAAUUUCCUUAAUGGAAUAAACUACGGCCGUGGAGAGUGUUCAAACGCGUAAACUUCGGUAGAAAAUCGUCAAAGAGUUUGCUUUCGGUGUUGUUCGUUUUCUUUCUUUUUAAAAAUGGUUUUUAAAAGAAUUGAGAAAUAAAAAACGAAAGAAAAAAUGUAAGAAAGGAUAAAUUGUCUCGGUAGAUAAGAAUAACGAUGACAUUUCUUUUCUCGGUUCAUUCCUUUAUGUGUAAACGAAAAGAAAAGAAGAAGAAGAAAAAAAAGAAAGAAAUGUCCUUUUCUAUUCGCAAUACUCUUUUCGAUUUUCUCCAAUUUUCAACAAAUCGUCACUCGCCUUUUUCUUUAUAUUGAUCAACGGAUUGAGCUCGUUUCAACUCCCAUUGGUCAAUCAUCAUUCGCCUAUUUUCUUUCUUUCUUUCUUUCUUUCUUUCUUUCUUUAUGUUGACCAAUGGAUGAGCUCGUUUUUAGCUCCCAACGGCUCGUAUCGCGAGAGCGUAAAAUGUCGAUCUUUUUCCACAUUUGAUUCGUGGAUAGAUCGCCAAGGAAAUCUGUGUCGACUGAAGGAAAUAAAGAAGAAUAAGAAGAAGAAGAAAAAGAAGAAAAAAAAGAGGAGAUGAAGGUGGUGGAAAAGGAAGGCAAGGAAGAAUCUCUCCUUGAUGACUUUCCUUCCUUCCUUCCUUCCUUCCUUCCUUCCUUUUUUCUUCCUUCAUUUCUUUUUUUUAUACCUCUAACUAUACUUACUCUUAAACACUGGUGUUCUCUACGUUCGGUUAAGGCCAAGAUUCUAAGGAAUCUCUACCUUUUUUAAACCGUUUUAAAUGACGACGAUUUGUCGCGAACGCGAUGCGAAAUCCGGACGGAGAGGAGGUCGGAGCGAAUUAUUAUUACGAGAAAACGAUCUCACUUUCUCUCGUCGUUUUUACGAACGAAAAAACCAAAAUGACGAUGACGACGAAGACGACGACGACGACAACGACGAUGACGACGAUAACGACGACGACGACUUAAUGACACCUUCGUGACUUUUUUUUUUUUGGAUAAUCCCAACCAAUCAUUGGCUUUGCUCGAGGACGGAGAAUAUUUUUCUCAUUUUCACGUGUAUGAAUGUAUAUAUGUAUGUAUGUAUGUAUGUAUGUAUGUACGCAUAUAUGUAUACCAAAGAAAUAAAAUAUUAAAAUAUUUGUUUUUCUCAACGAUCUAGUAAAUAAACUAACUUUGUCUCGCGUAUGCACGUGCACGUAUAUAAAUUAUGUAUGUAUGUAUGUAUGUAUGUAUGUAUGUAUGUAUGUAUGUAUGAGAUAAGUUUUCUAAUCAAAAUUCUAUUUUCUCUUUCUUACGUUCCUAAUAGAUUUAAUAUUUAUUUAUCCAAAUAUUCAUGAAGAAAUUAUUCAAUGGUGUGUACGUCUCUCUCUCUCUCUUCUCUUUCUUUUUCUUGAAUAUAGAAUUUCUAAAAUUGAUACUAGCUUGUUAUACGUGAUUUCAUUUAACAUGAGAGAUCCUUUGUGAAGAUUAAAGUGAAAGUAAGAAGAGCGAGUGCAAAGUGGAUAUAAUAGGAAAAAUGUAUUGACGUAAACAGAAAUAGGUGAAACGAGUUUUUGACAGAUUAAAGAAAACAGAAAAAAAGAAAAGAAAAAACAGAAAACCAAAAAGAAAAGGGUAUUCUAAGGGUAAGGCGAGCGACGACGUUGAAUAUUUAGAAUGUUGAUGCUCACGAGGUCGCCUAUGAAAGGCAGGUUGGAGAGCUUAAUUUCUCCCUGAAUUCCGUUCGAGAUUCGUGCAAAUCUCUUGCCUUUCGUCGAGCUUUCUCGUCUCUUACAUAAUCUUGAUUACUUUGGAAAACGAGGACGUUUCCGUGAAACCCAAAUUUUCCCAAACCUAUGUAACUACGUAUAUACUCUCGUAUAUAUAUAUAUAUAUAUAUAUAUAUAUAUAUAUAUAUAUAUAUAUAUACCGAAAGUAGUAGUAAUAAGAGGAGUAAAAAUAAGCUAGACAUUUAGUAAAUGAUUGGAGGAUAAAAAGAAAAAAGGAGAAAGAAAAAAAAAGAAGUCUAGAAAUAUUUCAUCCUUGUAAUACUUUGUUCUUUCUCAUACGUUCGUUCAAUAAACGUAAUUAACAUGUGUCCACUUAAGAACGAUGAUAUUAAAAAUGAAAAAGGAUAAUCUUCAAUGAAUUGUGAGAUAUUUAAUGUGUCAAUGGCCUAUGAUAAAAAUCCUGUUAAACGGAUAUGUUAGAAUUGUAUGGAAUUAAAAAUAGGAAAAAAGAAAAAUAUUCAUGAAGUUUUUAAGUGAAUAUUUGAAAAUUUUCAUUUUUUUUCUUUCUUUUUUUUUUUUUUUUUUUAAU
Messenger RNA from Vespa crabro (European hornet), 6581 nucleotides. Its product is annotated as cryptochrome-1-like. The coding region runs from base 134 to 784 and encodes 216 amino acids. Gene Ontology annotation, molecular function: DNA binding; FAD binding. The transcript has 6 exons. Gene Ontology annotation, biological process: negative regulation of DNA-templated transcription; entrainment of circadian clock by photoperiod; circadian regulation of gene expression. The record is from RefSeq and is a predicted model, not a curated record. NCBI's taxonomy places the organism in Eukaryota, Metazoa, Arthropoda, Insecta, Hymenoptera, Vespidae. Gene Ontology annotation, cellular component: nucleus; cytoplasm.